Juglans microcarpa x Juglans regia is the source of this 3445-nucleotide messenger RNA. RefSeq lists its product as uncharacterized. Gene Ontology annotation, molecular function: actin filament binding; cytoskeletal adaptor activity. Gene Ontology annotation, biological process: actin crosslink formation. The coding region runs from base 768 to 2993 and encodes 741 amino acids. Lineage: Eukaryota; Viridiplantae; Streptophyta; Magnoliopsida; Fagales; Juglandaceae. Gene Ontology annotation, cellular component: actin filament. The transcript has 8 exons. The record is from RefSeq and is a predicted model, not a curated record.
AAGUUGCAGAAUCCCAUCCACCCACUACGCUACGUCUACGUUUGCGCCGCACGCUCGGGCGGACAAUCCAAAAAAACCUCGACCAGACACAACCCAUGAAGUACCAUACCGACGUGCACUUACAGCUACUACUGCUUCUUCGGCUCUUUCACUUUUUUUCUUCUUCUUCUUCUGUCUCUUUUGUGGAAUUUGAUAUUGUUUUGGCGGGAACCCGGAAGUCCGGAGCGGCGGCAUUAUGGAGAGAGGUGAAUCGCCAGAGGCGUUGAGAAUAGGUGGGGACGACUAUUCUUCUUCUCCUUCUCCUUCUUCUUCUUCAUCUGCCGAGUCGAGCUUUCAUGAGCUGGACGAUGUCUUCCUGCAGACCCAAACAAGAAUAUGGCUUGGGGAAGUCUUGCAGAUAAGAUUGGAUGAGAAGAUGGCUGUUUCUGAUUUACUUGCUGACGGGGAAUUGCUGUUUGAAGUGUCAAAAGUUGUAUGGAAGAUGCUGUUGACACAGCAUAUGGAGCCAAGACAUUUAAAGUCAUAUAGAAACGAGCCAUUUGCUUCUAGGAAGACCAGCGGGAGAUAUAUGCCUUAUUCCAAUGUUGAUUCGUUUUUGAAGAUCUGCAAAAUUUUGGGUCUGGCUGGCAUUGACCUCCUCUCCAUCAGACGUUGUUGAGAAAAGAGAUACUCGAAAAGUUUGUAUCUGCAUACGAUCUUUCUCAAGGAAAGCAAGGUCUAAACAUCUACGUGUUCCAGAUUUUGAUAUUGUCACGUAUACAGUAGCUAUGUCCACGGAUAUGGUUGGGUGCAUUAGGAGAAGCUGGGAGCCAAGACAGUGCAGCCUUUUGAACUCUUCUACUUACAACUUGCAUAAAGAUUCAAGCGAGAAAUUCAGGCAGGAAAAUCCAAUUGUCAACUUGGCAAUAAAUUAUGAUAUGCAUUCAGAGGAGUUCGAUGGCACUGAAAGCAAUCAAACAGUAACUAAAAGUGAUUGCUUAUUAACAAAGCUAUGUUAUGAUACCACAUUGAAGGUGAAUUCCGAUUCAGAAAGAUGCAGAGAGGUAUUUACGGUGGUUAAACAUGAUACUUUGGCAGAACAUAUAUUGCAAUUAAAUAUUCAAAACCAAGAGAAGAGUGAUUGUUCACAUUGUCAAUUUGAAUCGGACUGCACAACUGAAUCAGUGGGAGAACCAGUGGGAUCUUUUUCCACACAAAAUGGGGAGCAUAGUCAUCAGCUGAAUAGUUUGUUAUCACCAUUCUCCAUUGAUUCACAGAUCCAAUUUAGUGGCAGAGCUUCUCAUGUCAGAAGUCUAGUCAAAGAAAGCAAUGAAAUUGAUGGACGGGGCUUGAUUUAUAGCACUUACCACCUGGGAUAUGAUGCUUCCAUUAUAGAGGAUUCUAUAAAUGGCUACACACCACCAGGAAGUUCUUUUUCUAACUCGUUGGAGAUAUCAGGUUUGCUUUGCCAUACGACUGACAGCAGUGACACUGUAGUGUAUAAUGGGGAGCAUGGUUUUCUUGAUGCAUCCUCUAGUAUUGGUUCUCAUUGCUCAAAUUCGACCCCAGGGAUUUUUGAAAAUGGAUCUAGGAGGAGACUUGUUGACAUUUUUGAUGCGGAAGUAUCAUCUGAUGCCAGCACGAGCUCUGUACGAGGUGCAGUGUUGAACUUGGAUCUGGAUGAUCGAUUGGAUAAGGAAGAUAAUCCUAAGACUUUCCAGUUCCCUGAAUUGCAGGAUGAAGAGGCUGGCUUCUUGAACAAGAAAACUACUAAAGGAUACACAUCACAGGACAUUGUCAAAUAUGAGACCAAGGUGCACCGUUCUACUGAUUCUGAAAAUGUAUGUUUUUGCACGGAACUUGAGGACAACAGCUCCUCUACCAAGCUUUUCCUGCCAUACCCAGACCAACUAAACGUGACUGGUCAUCCAGACCAUGUAUUUGCACAUGACAAUGGCACCUGCAUGUCUCUUGUGAAUUCAGAUGUUGUAUCUAAGGAAGACCUACUGCCUCAAAUAGAAUCAUUGAAAAAUGUGAAUUGUACGCUGUCAUGUCAAUCUCAUCCUGCUUUUGACUUUCAUAAUUGGGACAUUAAAGGCAAAUUUGCAUCUGCUAUGGUAUUGAAUGAAUAUUCUGGUCAUGGAGCUUCUCCAGUGUCUGUUUCCCUUGAGAAAACUAUCAGUCGUACGCCAACUGAAGCUUCAUUAGAUGCUUUCUGCCUCAAGGAUAUGAAAAGUGUGGUUGAUGAUAAUGACAAGGAGAUAUGUAGUUCAAUUGUGGUUAAUUUGGACUCUAAUGUUAAGAAACAUCAAAAUAAGUUUUCUCAGGGAGUUUGUCUUGCUAAUAUCCUUGACAGAGCACAUGACGAUUUAAACACUUCACCAAAUAUUGUAGCUGUUGAUCUGAGCAAAUCAAGUAGUAUGGGAGAUGGUAGUUGUUUUCAGAAUCAAGAAAUAACCAUUGGAGAUAUUGGAGCUCAAAUUAAAUGCACACCAGCUAUUGUGACAGUGAAUAACCCUUCUGCCCAUUAUAAUUCUGUCAUACCUGCCAAUCCUAGAGAACCCACAUUGGAUAAUAAUUCCUUCUUAACCGUUGAAUGUCCAGAAAAUGUAGUUAAAAAGAGUCAUCAAGCAUGCACGUAUCUCAAUGAUUGUCUUCACUGUGCAGAACAUAUUGACAAGGUGCACAGCCAGGAUGCAAUAAUUGAUGGAAAGGUGGAUACAUCAGCAGUUGAGGAUUUAGACAGAAUGAAGCAUGCGAAUGUAGGGACACCAAAGUCCAAGCCCUAUAAAAGACUACUGCUGAAAUCAGUUUUAGGGGGUACCGCUGCUUUUGGCUUAUUGUUUCUCUUGUUCCAACUCAGUAGAGUUCACAGAGAGAAAGGAGGAGAAUCAAGUGGGGACACUCGUCAGAUAUGGAAAGCAAAUGGCAGAGAAUUCUCAUCGCGAAAGGGACGUAAGGGAAGCAAAGCUAAUGGGAUUUAUCCAGCUGAAAAGCUCAAAUUUGGAGAUUAGACGUAUCUACAAGACAGAGGGUGUUAAAUUGUUCAAAGAUCGUUCCACAAUCAGAUGGAAGAGGAUCUAGAAGCCAAGAUGAUGGCUGAUGGCUAGUCCUUCACAAAUCAUAAUGCAUGUUGCUCAUGCUAGACGUGGUACUGGUGAGAGGCUGAAAUAUAUAGGAAUGGCCCAACCGGGUGCCCAAGUUGUGAAAGAACGAGGGAGAUUAAAUCUAGUCCAUACCCGUCCUCAUCCUUGAUAAAAAUAGAAAUGUUACAGGUAGGGAUUCUUCUGUCAUCCAUCGGUGGGAGACAGAGUAUGCCAUUUACAAAAGACAAAUUUUGCAGGUUCAUUUUUAUUUUUAAUUCCUGUGCUUGUUGCAUAGAAACAUUCAUCCUCUUCAAUUAACUUUGUUUUACAGAGAUAGAUACUAUUCAUUUUGCUUGAAAUACAGAUGAUCAUUGUCCCAA